Messenger RNA from Caenorhabditis briggsae, 720 nucleotides. Lineage: Eukaryota; Metazoa; Nematoda; Chromadorea; Rhabditida; Rhabditidae. Bases 1 to 720 code for a protein of 239 amino acids. The record is from RefSeq and is a predicted model, not a curated record. The transcript has 2 exons.
AUGUCCGUUUCGAAGGAUUUCGUGCUCGAUGAUGAUGGACGACUUCAACAGACUAUUCAGAAUAUUCAAAAGUUCACAAAGCUGUCAAGAAACGGAGCUCAUAAUUUGCUAUCGCCUUUAAUCAGAUUGAUCAACGAGAAAGACAACGACACUUUCAAGCAGAUUGCAGGCCACACAGAGGUGAUGAAGUGCCUUCGUGAAGCAUGGCUAGAAGAAAGUAACUUCAAAGAACGAAAUGAAAAGUUUGUAAGGAACAUUGGCGAGUGGAUGCUUGACAAAGGUUUCAGCUCAGUUGAAGAACUCGACGAAAAAUGGAAUGCUGCGCGACUAACAGAAUGUAAAAUGCGUAGAUAUAAAUGUAUAGCAAAGUAUAACACUAUAGAGUUAGAGGCGGCGAGAGAAACAGAGAAGUAUCAAACUGUGAAGUUCGAGCAGGUACAAAAGGAAUGUGACGAGUUGAAGAGGAGAAACAGGAUGCUGUUUCAACAACUAGAAGUUGCGCGUUCAGAUAUUCGCAAAAUGACAGUACACCAAGAGUCUGAACAUAAACUGUUUGUAUCAGAAAAGAAAAAGAGUAGUGUUGGUUUUUCUGAGUACAAUGCCCAUUCGUUCGAACAUAUUGAAAAGAAAAAAUCGUCACAAGUUGAGUUAAAGAUGUCUGACCCAGAAGCUAAAAAAAACAGUCCCAGCUGGAGUGAAAUCAGAAGAAGAAGUCUGUGA